AUGGCCUCUCGCCACUCGCGCAAAUUCUUGAGGCCCUUGCUCUAUACAUCUGCUGCGGCAGCUGCAGGAGCAGGUGUUCUUUACAUCUCAUAUCGUCCUCGCAAUAUUCCCGGCUCUGAAGCCCCCGCCGUACCACCUCCCGGCUACCAUGAAGGGAAGCUUGUCCCUCCGAGCUUUCCCACAAUCAAAUCUCGAUUAGAUCAGAUCGAAGACCUUAAGCGCAGUACUUCAAGUAAGGACGAUGAAUACGACCUGCUUGUCAUUGGUGGUGGCGCUACCGGCUCCGGGAUUGCGCUUGACGCUGCAACUCGAGGUCUGAAGGUAGCCGUUGUGGAAAGAGAUGACUUCAGUGCCGGUACAAGCAGCAAGAGUACUAAGCUGGUGCACGGUGGUGUCCGUUAUCUCGAAAAAGCCGUGUGGGAGUUGGAUUACAAUCAGUAUAAACUCGUGAAGGAAGCGUUGAGAGAACGCAAGUAUUUUUUGAACACAGCGCCCCAUCUUUCGAGUUGGCUUCCUAUCAUGGUUCCGGUGCAGAAAUGGUGGCAGGCGCCUUAUUUCUGGGCUGGUACAAAGGCGUACGACUGGUUGGCCGGCUCGGAAGGUAUUGAGAGCUCAUAUUUCCUCACAAAGAGCAAGGCUGUCGAUGCAUUCCCCAUGCUGAGAAAAGAUAAUAUCUUCGGUGCUAUGGUCUAUUACGACGGAGCGCACAAUGAUUCUCGAAUGAACGUCUCUUUGGCAAUGACCGCGGCUCUAUAUGGAGGCACCGUCGUCAACCACAUGCAAGUCACUGGCUUGACCAAGGAUGCAUCAGGCAAAUUGAACGGUGCCCGCGUGAAGGAUUUGAUUCCCGGCAAGAAUGGUCAAGAAGCAGAAGAGAUCACGAUCAAGGCCAAGGGUAUCAUUAAUGCCACCGGUCCUUUUACGGAUUCUAUUCGGAAGAUGGAUGAGCCUUCUGUCAAGGAGAUCGUAGCUCCUAGUGCCGGCGUGCAUGUCAUCCUGCCCGGUUACUACAGCCCCUCAAACAUGGGUCUUAUUGAUCCCUCUACUUCCGACGGGCGCGUCAUCUUUUUCCUUCCUUGGCAAGGAAAUACUAUCGCUGGCACCACGGAUCAGCCAACGGAGAUCACAACCCAGCCGGAGCCAUCUGAAAAGGACAUCAACUGGAUUCUUUCUGAAGUGCGCGGCUAUCUGGCACCAGAUAUCAACGUCGACCGAACCGAUGUGCUCGCUGCAUGGUCGGGGAUACGCCCUCUGGUUCGGGAUCCCAAAGUGAAAAGCUCUGAGGCCCUAGUUCGCAACCAUCUCAUCUCCGUCUCUCCCUCGGGAUUGUUGACCUGUGCUGGCGGAAAAUGGACCACUUACCGGCAAAUGGCGGAAGAGGCUGUGGAUGAGGCCAUCAAUGUGUUUGGCUUGAAGCCCCGAGGCGUUUCUAAUGCCCCUGACAUCAGCGGUGUCGGAGGCAGUGGCUUGGUCUCUGAUGGUGCCGUCCUCGAUGGCAGCUGCCAGACUCACCAGGUCCGUUUGAUUGGGGCUCACGGAUACUCCAAUACUCUUUUCAUCAAUCUCAUCCAGCACUUCGGUUUGGAGACCGAUGUAGCCAAGCAUCUGACGCAGUCAUAUGGUGACCGCGCCUGGCAGGUUGCAGCCCUCUCUUCCCCCACAGAUGCCCGCUUUCCCUUGCGGGGCCGACGUAUCUCGGCUCUGUACCCCUUCAUUGAUGGGGAGAUUCGCUAUGCCGUUCGUCACGAAUACGCCCAAACUGCGGUAGAUGUUAUGGCUCGCAGAACCCGCUUGGCUUUCCUGAACGCGGAAGCGGCACUUGAAGCCCUUCCCAAUAUCAUUGAUUUAAUGGGUACUGAAUUGGGUUGGGAUGAUAAGAGAAAGGAAACCGAAUGGAAGGAUUCCGUUUCGUUCCUCUCUUCGAUGGGCCUUCCCAAGUAUCUUCUGGGCUUCUCCAGAGCAGACGUGGAGGCAGGAAGGGUGAAAGAUAUGGAUAUUUCCGAGCGCAAGCUGCUCUCCAAAGCUGAUCCUCCAGCAGACAUGCUCAACAGUGACCUAAACACCGAUUCUUCGGAUUCUUCGAAUCGGCUGAUCAGUGUUGAUUCCCCAGCCAACAAAUAG
Molecule: messenger RNA, 2121 nt
Organism: Aspergillus clavatus NRRL 1
Lineage: Eukaryota; Fungi; Ascomycota; Eurotiomycetes; Eurotiales; Aspergillaceae
Product: glycerol-3-phosphate dehydrogenase GUT2
Exons: 4
Coding region: 1-2121 (706 amino acids)
Biological process (GO): glycerol-3-phosphate metabolic process
Cellular component (GO): glycerol-3-phosphate dehydrogenase (FAD) complex; mitochondrion
Molecular function (GO): glycerol-3-phosphate dehydrogenase (quinone) activity
Source: RefSeq, a predicted model, not a curated record